Messenger RNA from Gadus morhua (Atlantic cod), 1637 nucleotides. It is a transcript of the gene ttc33, whose product is annotated as tetratricopeptide repeat domain 33. Lineage: Eukaryota; Metazoa; Chordata; Actinopteri; Gadiformes; Gadidae. Gene Ontology annotation, molecular function: protein binding. The transcript has 4 exons. The record is from RefSeq and is a predicted model, not a curated record. Bases 368 to 1177 code for a protein of 269 amino acids.
ACAACACGGUUCUACUUCCGGGGCAGAAUUUGAAGGCUCAAAACAUGGCUGUAGUAUCUGAAGUAUAACUAAAGCUUCAGAUUUUGGUGUAGCUGUAGAUGUAUGUUAAUAAUUCAAUACUUUCUGAAUCAUCCGAACACCCCUUCUGCCUUUAGUGUCGGACAUGGAUGCUUUCCAUUAAGCUGUAGCGCUAUGCCCAGGACUGCAGAAGACUAGCAUAAAGGUUACCGAGACACACAGCCACAACCGUAUGGUUUAUAAAGUUGUAAUAACCAUGAGGGCUGCAGUGAACUAAAGGUAGAACUAAACGUGAGUUUAUCAAGUUGCCCCCACUGUCAACAGCUACUUAAUCCUUUAGUCUCUCAAAAUGGCUUCAUUUGGCUGGAAGAGGAAGGUUGGGGAGAGGGUGUCCAAGUCCACGUUACAGCAGUUUGAGUCCGAGGCAGAGAAGGCAGGGGACCGACCCCGUAAAGAGGACGGCGUGGACUGGAUGCACGCCAUCAAGAGACGCCGGGAGGUUUUGCUGGAGGACUGCGAGACCAAGAGCGAGAGGCUGAAGGGUGAAGGUGCUUUGCUGGCCGAGGAAGGCAGGCAUUGGGAAGCCAUUAAGAAAUGGGACGAGGCCAUUCAGCUCACACCAGAAAACCAUCUGCUGUAUGAAAUGAAAUCUCAGGUGCUGUCCAUCCUGCAGGAGCUGUUCCCGGCGGUGAAGGCGGCGGAGAUGGCGGUGAAGCUGAGGCCCAUGUGGUGGGAGGGCUGGCAGACCCUGGGCCGGGCCCAGCUCAGCCUGGGCGAGGUGGACCUGGCGGUGCGCUCCUUCCAGGUGGCGGUGCACCUGAGUCCGUCGGACCCGGCGCUGCGGGAGCAGGACCUGGCCUGGGCCCAGAAGCUCCAGCGGCAGCAGCGGGCCGCCCAGGAGAGGACCCUGCAGGAGGACGAAGCCCAGCGGCUGGUGCUGGACGCGCCCGAGCUGCGGCGCGACUACGACGACUUUGAGUCGGACGAGGUGCUGGAGGCGUGCACCGCGGUGGCAGAGCGCCAGCGGCGUCUGGAGGAGCUGAGGCGGACCACGGUGGUGCUGGACGCCGACGGGAACGUCAGGAGCAUCGUGGCGCCGGCGGGGGCGGGCGGGGCUGAGACGUCCCAGGCGCCGCUGGUCAAAGCGCGGGGGCUCUGAGGCGGUCCACCGGCGGAGGUGGUAGUACGUAGCAGGGACAACACGAGCAGGGUCGCAGGACUUUAUUUAACGUAGUGCUCUAGAUGUUUAUUUUGUUUGCAGGUGGGACCCGGUUGCCCCUCCACUCGCUCAGUCCCAACGCAGGGUUAAUUAUCUGCCGCACUGCAAAGAGAGAUUUAAGUGUCAUUGUAUGUACAUAUUUGGGCUUCUGCUGCGAGGGACACAAAGGAUGCAGCACAUGGACUACUUGAUAUGUUGAAGAAAAGCAGAACGAGAAUAAUCGUAGAGGCAAUAGGUUCGCACAUUUUUUAUUGUUAUUCUGCAAAAUAAGGGAAGUUAAAUGAAAAACAUUCUUAUCUGAAGAAAGACCAAGGCACUUAACAUCUUAACAUGCUGUAUAUUCACUGUGAGGCUUCUGCUACCAGAACAUCAUUCAAUUAAAUAAAAAAACUCAAAAAUA